This is a messenger RNA of Syngnathus acus (greater pipefish), 995 nucleotides long. RefSeq names its product exosome component 7 (gene exosc7). Gene Ontology annotation, cellular component: nuclear exosome (RNase complex); cytoplasmic exosome (RNase complex). The coding region runs from base 55 to 930 and encodes 291 amino acids. Gene Ontology annotation, biological process: U4 snRNA 3'-end processing; TRAMP-dependent tRNA surveillance pathway; exonucleolytic trimming to generate mature 3'-end of 5.8S rRNA from tricistronic rRNA transcript (SSU-rRNA, 5.8S rRNA, LSU-rRNA). The record is from RefSeq and is a predicted model, not a curated record. The transcript has 8 exons. NCBI's taxonomy places the organism in Eukaryota, Metazoa, Chordata, Actinopteri, Syngnathiformes, Syngnathidae.
GUUUCCACCCCUCACUUUUGAUGACGUAGAAUUUCCGCGACGAGUGAUUCCACAAUGGCAACGGUACAAGUUAGCGAAGCUGAAAAAGUGUAUAUAUUACAUGGUAUAAGGGAUGAUCUGCGAGUGGAUGGAAGGAGCUGUGAAGACUACAGACAUAUGGAGAUUGAGACUGACGUGGUGUCCAAUACUGACGGAUCGGCCAAAGUUUCUCUGGGCCACACAGCAGUACUAGUAGGAAUUAAGGCUGAACUAGGAAAACCAAGGCCCACGGCUCCAAAUGAAGGCUAUUUAGAAUUCUUUGUUGAUUGUUCAGCCAAUGCAACCCCUGAGUUUGAGGGGCGAGGAGGGGAGGAGCUCAGUACGGAGCUGAGCAACACACUAUACAAAGUCUUCGACAACAAACGCAGCGUGGACCUGAAGAGUCUGUGCAUCAGUGAGGGAGAACACUGCUGGGUGCUCUAUGUUGAUGUACUGCUCCUGCAAUGUGAUGGAAACCUGUAUGAUGCCAUGUCAGUAGCUAUCAAGGCAGCUCUGUUUAGCACCAAGAUCCCCAAAGUGCACAUAUCAACAGAUGACGAAGGAGGGAAAGAAAUCGAGCUGUCAGAUGACCCCUAUGACUGCAUGAGGCUCAACGUAGACAAUGUUCCCUGUAUAGUGACAUUGUGCAAGAUCGGCCACAGACACGUGGUGGACGCCACCCUGCAGGAGAAGGCGUGCUCGGUGGCCAGCCUCAUCAUCUCCGUCACCCACAAGGGAACAGUUACCUGCGUGAGAAAAAUAGGCGGAGGUAGCCUGGACCCUGAGAGCAUCUUUGAAAUGACUCAAACUGGCAAACGGGUCGGAAAAGUCCUCCACGUGCCUCUUCUGAAGCUUCUGCAACAGGAGGAGAGUUUAGGAACAGCGAGACAGAAAGUUGGCUUUCUUGCUUAGAAAUAUCAUGUGUAUGUGUAUAUAUCAUCAUGUACCUUUUUUCUAAAGUAAAAUCUUUGAUAUUA